Molecule: messenger RNA, 399 nt
Organism: Triticum turgidum subsp. durum (durum wheat)
Lineage: Eukaryota; Viridiplantae; Streptophyta; Magnoliopsida; Poales; Poaceae
Source: the annotation of a GenBank genome assembly
AUGUGGCGGCUGCCACUGGAGGAGAUCAAGUGGAUCCUUGCACAGCCGAACGAACCCGUCUGGGCUGAGAUCCGGGAGCUCAAGCGUGCCAACCCGUCGCUGCUGCCCACGCCGGAGGAGGAGAAGGAUGAGGCAAUGGUGCUGCUGUACGCAUGUGCCCGCGACUGCUAUGAGGACGAAGACAAGUUUGCGAGAUUCCAGGCCUGGGUCCGUAGCGAGUACGCCUCCAUGGGAUUUGUGGAGGUCGACUACGACUACUUCGGUGAGAGGGCCGAGGCGACGAGGCUAAGCAAGGAAGCGCCGGAGGAGGUGUUCGGAGACACCGACCUUUCUUCAUUGUUCUUCGAGGACGAUGAUGAGUUGAAGCUUCUCAAGAGGACAGUUAGGGGCUGGGUCUGA